GCGGCUGCUUCGUUUGCUGUUUCCCUUGGACUUGCCUUGUGUCCUCUUCCCUUGCUGCGCGCACUCCUACUUGCUGCCGUCUUGCUGUACAUAGGCUGCACAGUACUCUCUCCCCCCAUCUCAUCUCUCCCAUCUCCUACUGUGCGUUUCGCAGCGCAUUCUUCCCAAGGCUCAUAGCAUUUCAUUGAACAUUUUCCCCUACAUGUCGGGUCGCCGGGGUGCGGCGAUGGCUGCUGCGGCGCUGCUGCUAGAAUUCUUGCCGCGGGUGGUUGCCCACGGUGACGACCAUGGGAUGGACAUGGGCGGCCAGGAUGCGCCCAGCGCGCCGCCUCAGGAUGCCGGGUUCGGGGGCUACUGGGGUCUUUCUGAGCAUGUCUCGCUCAUGUACUGGCACAUUGCGCUUGAGAUAGUGGCGUGGGUCGUGGUGCUGCCGCUCGCCGUCAUGUUCAGCAUCGCGCGCUCGCCAUUUACCCUACCCUCGCAGUUAGUCUUCCUCUCUACCAAUGCACUCGCCCUCGUCCUUGGCCUUGUCUACAACCACAACACUCCCGAAAUGUACGCAGGAAAUGCGCACAGCAAGACCGGAUGGGCCAUCACCUGGAUUGCUUCGGCGUGGGUGUUUUUGGCCCUGGUUCAGGCCUACGCCAGCACCACCGGCCAGCACGCAGCCGACGAUGAAUUCAAACACCCCAUGACGACGGCAAACAUGCUCAGGUACCAGCGCGUCCAGGGCGAGGAGCUCCCCAGCCCAUCCCGCUGGUCGGACGACUCUGGACAGGGCACCGAGCGCAACUCGGCCUCGCUGUACGACACAUCGCAGUCGCCCAGCGUCGAGUCGGAGAACCAGGAGUUUGCCAGUCCACCACGUAGAUACACACAUGACGACGACUCUUUCGGCAACGACAACGACAACGAGAAACACGGCCUGUUACGCAACACGUCAGUAGACCGCUUCUUCGCCCGGAACGUUGCCCGCUUUGCAGCAGGCCGCACACUAAAGGCGAUGCGCUUCUUCUACGUCGCAGUAGAGCGCACCAUCCUGGUCCAGGGCCUGGUGGCCAUCAUCUCGGGUGCCGUCGUCUACGGAGGCAUUGGCAGAGGAGGUGCCGUCUUCAAUGUCCUGGCGCACACAAUCAAGGGCGGCAUCUUCUUCGUGUACGGGUUCCUGACACUGGGCCGGUGGAUGGGUGCCUUUGCCGACUUUGGCUGGGCGUGGAAUGUGAAGCCGCCAAAGGAGGUGGUCGGUCGUAGGCGGGCGGCGCUACCGUCGGCGGAGUUUACCGAGUCGUUUGUCAUCUGGCUGUAUGGCUGCUCCAACGUGUUUCUCGAGCAUCUGGCGGCGUGGGGCGAUGCAUGGACGGCGCAGGAUCUGGAACACGUUUCCAUCUCCAUCAUGUUUUUCGGCGGUGGCUUGUUGGGCAUGUGCAUCGAGUCGAGCAAAGUGCGCGAGCUCCUCAACAGCAGCGUCGUCGCCUCGCAGCCCGCCUCGGUAGAGCACGAGUCGUGGCAGCAGCCGCGCCAGUACCGCUUCUCCAUGAACCCUAUGCCCGCCCUCAUCAUCAUGCUGCUCGGCAAGAUGAUGAGCUCGCACCACCAGACGUCCAUGGUCUCGACCAUGAUCCACACACAAUGGGGCAGCAUGUUCAUGGGCUUUGCACUGGCGCGUUGCCUCACCUACAUCACCUUGUACAUUUCGCCGCCCACGUCCUUUCUGCCCUCUCGCCCGCCUACCGAGAUCAUCAGUGCCUUUUGCCUCAUCUCGGGCGGCAUCACCUUCAUGGUCAGCAACAAGGACACGGUCGCGGCUCUCGAGUCGUACAACCUCGAUGCCAUGUUCAUCUUCACGGUGGUCAUGGGUCUCACGGCGCUGCUCAUGGCCUGGACGACUGUCGUCAUCGCCAUCAAGGGCUGGGCCUUGCGCAAGGAGAGUUCCAGCCAGUACGUCAAGGGCCAUGCCGGAGCCUUGGCCUAAGUCGCCAUGGCCGCUGCAUUGCUGGCCCACUCUCCGUGGUAUGCUUUGAAACCGGGCGUUUCACCUGAUACCCUGCAUGUUCCUUUUUACGACUUGUAGCUUUUUGUUUUCAUGAUAUUACUGCAGUAUACCCUCUUUGCCUAAGGAUGGCGACAGCCUGGAUAGCUGCAUGAACAACCUUAAUCGUUGCGGUAAUGAUGGUAGUAAUGACGACGGGCUUGGACGGGCGGGCUCCUUUGGUGAAGGGAGGCCGUGGUAAUCAUAGCUGGAUAAUGAAUCUGUAUUCCUGCCAAUGGUCAUGUGGACGGCUCUCGAACCAAGUAGUGGAGAACACUGAAGGUGAAAUUGGGCUUGAGCCUUC
Exserohilum turcica Et28A is the source of this 2333-nucleotide messenger RNA. RefSeq lists its product as uncharacterized. Lineage: Eukaryota; Fungi; Ascomycota; Dothideomycetes; Pleosporales; Pleosporaceae. The transcript has 2 exons. The coding region runs from base 203 to 1972 and encodes 589 amino acids. The record is from RefSeq and is a predicted model, not a curated record.